CCGAUAUUUUACGGUAGAGGUGUUAGAAAGUUUGCUGCUAAAAAUUACAGUUAUCCGUUCCAUAACAUACCUGUUGAGCCUUAUUUGAUACUUAACCAGUUCUAGUAACUUUCCUUGAAGCAUUUAUGUGGCGGGUUGAAGUGGCACACGUCGCGUCUGUUUCAAAUACCCCGACAAUUUUAGAGAUGGAACGUUCUCAUGGCUGUAACAGAUUUUGUAUAUGAGAAUUGGUUGAUAUUAGAAAUGCUUAAAGAAUGUAUUGGCCCCUGUCUAAAGAGGCCAGUAUAAUGUAAACAGAAACUUUCUAGGAAGCAUCUUGUCAGAUAUAGUCAGUAGCUAUGGAAAGAAGUUCAAGCAAAGUUCCACGUGAAACUGGAGAUGGACCUGUAAAAGAAAAUGCCUUGGACUUUGAGACCUUGGGAGCCAUUGCUCAUGUUUAUAGGAAUCAGGGUAAUGAAGCCUUCAAGAAAGGAGACUUCCUCAAUGCUGUCCUCUUUUACACAGAAGGAAUUAAAGUUAACUGCAAUGACAUAGAACUGAAAGCCAAACUGUACAACAACAGGGCAAUUGUACAUUUUAAAUUAGGAAAUUAUCAUGACUCACUAAGCGAUGCAAGAGCUGCCACUGAGUUACAACCAGCAUUCCUCAAGGCAAUUGUGAGAGGAGCCACUGCCAGUGCUGAACUGAAGAAAUUUGAAGAAGCCAUCACAUGGUGUAAUAAGGGUUUAGCUAUUGACCAAAAUAACAAGAUCUUGUUGGCGUUAAAAACCCAGUCUGUCGAAGAACUAGCGGGAGAGUUCAUGGACAAAAAAGAUCAAGGCAACCGUGAUAUCACUUCCAACAGUUCAGGUGAUAUCAAGAAAGUCUUUGACUGUUGUCAUCUAAAUCUUAAAAUCGCAAAAGAAAGAAGAGACAGAGCUGGGGAAGGAUAUGCCUAUGGCAGCCUCGGGAAUGCUUUCGAACAAGUAGGCGAUUUAAAAAAAGCUCUGAACUACUAUAAUUUGUGUCUUCAGAUUGCAAAAGAAGUUAGAGACACACCCUUGAAAGGUAAAGCUUGUGGCUGUCUUGGCAGUGCUUAUCACAAGCUGGGUGAUUUCAAAAAAGCCGUAGAAUAUCACAAUAUGUCUCUCAAAAUUUUUAAGGAAAUGGGAGAUAAGCGUAACGAGGGUGCUGCUUACAGCAAUCUUGGAAUUGCUAAUCGAUGUCUGGGUAAUUUGAGAAAAGCCGUAGAGUACCAGAACUUACAUCUUGAAAUUGCUAGAGAAGUAGGAGACAAGCACAGUGAGGGUAGAGCUUAUGGUAAUCUUGGCAAUGCUCAUCACAAUUUAGGCGAUGUCAAAAACGCCAUAGAGUACCAUAACCUACAUCUUGCAAUAAGUAAAGAAAUGGGAGAUAGGCAUGGUGAGAGUAGCGCUUAUGGUAGCCUUGGGAUUGCCUACGACAGUCUGGGAGAUUUCAAAAACGCCUUGAAGUACCACAACUUACAUCUUGAAAUUACCAAAGAAAUAGGAGACAAGCAUGGGGAGGGAAAGGCUCAUGGCAAUCUCGGCAUUACCUAUAACAGUUUGAGCGAUUUCAAUAAAGCUAUACAUUGUCACAGACUAAGUGCUGAAAUUAGUAAAGAAAUAGGUGACAGGCAUGGGGAGGGUAGUUCUUAUGGCAGCCUCGGUAGUGCUUACAGACAACUGGGAAAUUUGAAAAAGUCUAUAGAGUACCACAACCUACAUCUUGAAAUUGCUAAAGAAGUAGGAGACAAGCAUCAGGAGGGUGGUGCUUAUGGCAAUUUAGGCAAUGCUUAUAACAUGCUUGGUGAUGUCAAAAAAGCGAUAGAGUACCACAACCUAGAUCUUAAAGUUAUGAAAGAAGUAGGAAACAAGCAUGGGGAGGCUAGUGCUUAUGGAAAUCUAAGCACUGCUUAUCAGGGUUUGGGAGAUUAUAAAAAGGCCAUAGAGUAUCUAAUCCUACUUCUUGAUAUUAUGAAAGAAGUAGGAGACAAGCAUGGGGAGGGUGGUGCUUAUGGCAAUCUCGGCAGUGCUUAUCAUGCUCUGAGUGACUUCAAAAAAGCCAUAGACUACUUCAGCAUACAUCUUGAAAUUAGCGAAGAAAUAGGAGACAAGCUUGGGAAGGGUGUAGCCUAUAGUAAUCUUGGCAAUGCUUACGACAGUCUGGGCGAUUUCAAAAAAGCCUUAGAGUACCACAUGCUACAUCUUGAUAUCGCUAAAGAAAUAGGAGACAAGUAUGGCGAGGGGGGUGCUUAUGGUAGUCUUGGCAAUGUUUAUUUAUGUCUGGGCGAUCUCCAAAACGCCCUGAAGUUCCUCAAUGCACAUCUUAAAAUUGCUACUGAACUUGGCAACAAGCGUGGAGAGGGUAAUGCUUAUGGCAAUAUUGGCAAGAUCUAUCUGCUUCUGGGCGAUUUCAAAAAGGCCAUAGAGUACCACAACCUGAAUCUGGAAAUAAUUAAAGAAAUAGGAGAUAAGCAUGGGGAAGGUAUAUCGUAUGGUAGACUUGGAAAUGAUUAUCUAGCUUUGGGUGAUCUAAUGAAGGCCGAAGACUUUUUCAGGCGACAACUUGAUAUUACCAAAGAAGUCGGUGACAAAUCAUCAGAGGCAGCAGCCUACUAUUCAUUGGCUUUCCUUUUCGAAUCUCAGGGCCGACUACCAACAGCCGUUGAACAUUAUAAAGCCAGUAUAGCGCUCUACGAUGCUAUGCGAAGCCUUCUCAAAUCGAAAGAUGAGUGGAAAGUUAAUUUUCGACAUAAAGCUCAGAGAGCUUAUACAGGCUUCUGGAAAGCACUCGUGAAACAAGGUGAGAUAGACGAGGCCUUGUUUGCAGCGGAGAAAGGACGCGCACAAGCUCUAGUUGACCUGAUGGAAUGUAGUUUUCAUGAUGGGGCAGGUUCGCCCGAAGAAGCAGUUUUAAAGAACCCUUUCGAAGAGGAGGAGGAAUAUUUAGAAGUUUUAAGGUACGUUCCAUUAAACACUGUUUUUCAAGCAGUCGACUACCCAGACGUCAGUCUUUGGGUAAUUCCCCAAGGAAAACAAGUUCAAUUAAAACAGAAUAAAGUAGAACAUACUGUUUCAGAGAAUAAUGAUGCUCCCCAGUCCUUUGAGUUGCUCGUCCUCGAUGCUUAUGACAAAAUUGGGGUUAAUGUAGAUUUGACAUGCGAGGAUCGGUCUUUGAAUGCUUUUAGGGAAAGCGGUAUAAAAGAGAACGAGAGAACGAAAAGAGAAAACCCCCAACCUUCCGCAGAACAAGAAGAUUGCUUGAACACUUUGUAUAACCUCAUUAUUCAGCCAAUCAUUGAUCUAAUCCAAGGCGAUGAGCUAGUCAUUGUUCCCGAUGGACCCUUUUGGCUAGUUCCUUAUGCUGCAUUCAAGAAUGCCGAUUCUAAAUUCCUGUUUGAAUCCUUUAGAAUCCGACUUGCUCCAUCUUUGACAAGUUUCAGGCUCAUUGCCGAUUGCCCAGAAGAUUACCACAGAAGAAGUGGUGCCUUACUUGUUGGAGAUCCGUGGGUGACCGACAUUCCAUGGACUUACCCCAAUGGAGAAAAAAUGUUCAAGCAGCUCCCGUUUGCUGUAAAGGAAGUAGAAAUGAUCGGGAAGAUCCUGGAUGUCACACCACUCACUGGUAGACAGGCAACGAAGCGUGAGGUGUUGAAAAAACUCAGUUCCGUUGCUUUAGUUCACUUUGCAGCUCACGGUAGCAUGGAUACUGGCGAAAUUGCUCUUACACCUGACCCAGAGAGAUUAUCCGCGGAAAUUACGAAGGAGGAUUUCAUUUUGACAAUUGGAGAAGUGUUAAAUGCUCAACUUCGCGCCAAACUUGUUGUACUCAGUUGCUGCCACAGUGGUCGGGGCGAAAUCAAAGCUGAGGGUGUGGUCGGCAUUGCGCGCGCGUUUAUGGCGGUUGGUGCUCGUUCUCUUUUAGUGGCUCUUUGGGCAAUUGACGACGAGGCUACACUGGAGUUCAUGAAAUGCUUCUACCAUCACCUUGCAGAGGGAAGACGUGCAAGCGAGUCUCUGAACCUGGCCAUGAAAAGUUUGAGGGAAUCCGAGAAGUUCAGUAAAAUCAAAUUCUGGGCUCCUUUUUUGCUGAUUGGCGAUGACGUCACUCUCGACUUCGGUGCGUUGAAAUGAAUACAUUUAAGAUCAAAAUUAUUAAGAUCAAAAUUACUUGUCACUAAAAUUAGAGACCUCUCAGACUUGAAAACACGCGAAGGUAUAAAACGCUCUAGACCAGAAUGUUUUUUUUUCUUGCAUUGACGUUUUUGAUCUUUUCUAUUAUUCUUUUCAUUACUUGUCAACACGUUUCUGUUUGAUUUAUAUAAAUUUCAUCGUGUCAGGAAGAUAUAUAUCCUUAGUAUUGGGAAGAAAUAAAGAAAGACCACUCUAUGUUACGUCGACCAGAAAAUGUGUUGUUAUUUUUCCUCUGCUUUUUCACUUGCUUGCCAAGAUUGCGAAAUGUACCACGGCUUGUCACCUGAAUGAAAUAAUGAUUAUGAUGUCUUUCGCCAAGCUGACAGUCAACUGCUUUCCCUUUCUUCUUCUUUUAUUAUUCUCCUUAACAAAGAGUGAGGUCAUCGCCGUUUUGUUACUUACAUGCUCUAAACUUUUUUUAAAGUGGAGGAACGGUUCGCCGUUUUUUAGGGAAUAGGGGUCAUUUAGUAAACUUUGAUCUUUUCUCUUUAUUAUGAAUGACACUUACUGACAAUUUGGUGUUACCUUGAAAAAGUGCUAGGUUGUUGCUCUUUCAAGCAGAAUCUGAUUCCUCUAAAUUGAUUCUAAUUCUGUAACUGUCGAGAUUGCCAUUCCACGAUUUAUUGAAAAAACUAACUACCAAAGUUAAUGUGGCCAUAUGUCAGACUUGUUAGAUUCACUUUAAUGAAAAAGGGUUUGAUCAUAUUCAAUGUUUUAUCAAACACUCGCCUAUUCACAGUUAAGAGCCACUGACCGUAAAUAUCGACAGCUGUUGGCGGACAUUCGAUCGAUGGUCAGUGGCUCGUAAGGUUUGAGAACAAGCUAAGAGAAAAAGAUACAAGGCUUUAAGGUAUAAUACUUUCAACAUUCUGAAUAUUCCCAGUUCUUAACUUUUAUGCUUAACACCUACCUAUGUAUGAUAUGAGGAAUUUUUGAUGUAUCUCACGCACUUGGUAUUUAGGUUUUUAUUUUACACUUAGAUGCGGAGGACAGUUUUCUGUUUAGGAUCCAUCAGGUGGUCAAAAGUUUUAAGAUGUGCUGUAAUCCAGCUGCUUCGGAGUAAAG
Stylophora pistillata is the source of this 5261-nucleotide messenger RNA. RefSeq lists its product as uncharacterized. The record is from RefSeq and is a predicted model, not a curated record. NCBI's taxonomy places the organism in Eukaryota, Metazoa, Cnidaria, Anthozoa, Scleractinia, Pocilloporidae. Gene Ontology annotation, molecular function: protein binding.